Messenger RNA from Amborella trichopoda, 886 nucleotides. It is a transcript of the gene OHP, whose product is annotated as one helix protein. The record is from RefSeq and is a predicted model, not a curated record. NCBI's taxonomy places the organism in Eukaryota, Viridiplantae, Streptophyta, Magnoliopsida, Amborellales, Amborellaceae.
AUGAGGCGAGGGGACGGGAGGCAGAGACAUGGAGCAGCUCAAGCUUGAAUGCUAGAGAGUUAGAGCGUGAGAAACCGGCCCCGGCUUGAAACCCAGAAAGAGAAACAGAGCUGCUCAGUCUUGAAAUAUAAAGAGAGACGGGUGCUGCUCAAGCGAGAGAGAGAACUUCUUUUGAAAGUUUGAGUCACUAAUGGCGGCAAUGGCAUCACUUUCGUAUCUCCUCCCUCCUAAACCUAUACAAUUCCGCCUCCCCUCAAAAAUCCAACAAAAUUUCUCUAAGAAAACUUUUAGAAUGCAGGCUGCAAAGCUUCCUGUUGGGGUGGAAUUACCCAAAGAAGAGCCCAAGCUUCCAGCUCCUUUUCUGGGGUUCACAAAUACUGCAGAAAUCUGGAACUCCAGGGCCUGUAUGAUAGGCCUCAUUGGCACAUUCAUAGUAGAGCUGAUUCUGCAAAAGGGUAUACUUCAAAUAAUUGGAGUGGAUGUGGGAAAAGGACUGGAUCUUCCUCUGUGAUGGCUUGUGGUUCUACAUGUCCCAAGGUCAUCUUGAAGAAUGAAUAUAACUAUUGUCAGGAGCCAUGGGUGGGAAUGCUUGUUCGUAACGGCUUUUCAUCAAUCCAUUUCUGAUAUAUCUAGUUAAUGUUGUACCACAUAACCAGACUUGGUUUCAUGUACAAAAUUAAAGUAACCAGUUGAUGGUUCAUCAGGAAAUCCAGUUUGUCAAUGUUAAUUUCUUUUUCUUUUUGUUUGGUAAUUGAGUGGUAGUAGGAGUUCAUUGGCAAUUCCAGUUUGAUAUUGUAGCAUCUAUAUGUAAUGAAAUUGCCAGACUAGGUCCGAUUUUUUAGUCAUCUACUCUGAAUAUCAUACAUUUAUGAAGGUGCUUCUUUGU